Messenger RNA from Venturia canescens, 1729 nucleotides. Its product is annotated as venom serine carboxypeptidase-like. The transcript is spliced from 2 exons. The coding region runs from base 149 to 1567 and encodes 472 amino acids. NCBI's taxonomy places the organism in Eukaryota, Metazoa, Arthropoda, Insecta, Hymenoptera, Ichneumonidae. Gene Ontology annotation, biological process: proteolysis. Gene Ontology annotation, molecular function: serine-type carboxypeptidase activity. The record is from RefSeq and is a predicted model, not a curated record.
GCGUUUUUGUGCACAAUUUUCAUAAGUUCUCGAAGCCGAAAAAAUGGCUCAGAAGCUCGUAAAUUUUCAUCACGACGGUGGAUUUUGGACUCGGCUUUAUUACAAUAAAAAUUGAGGAUUCGAAGUCAAGAAAACACGCGAGAGCAAAAUGAAUUUUCGAAGAAACGUUUGUGUGGAGUUGAUGCUCGUGAUCCUCGCUGUCACUUUCGAUGAGAGCGUUUCAGUGGAAUGUUUUUAUGACACUUCGAACGACACAUCGAGUGCGGGAAAACCCCUUUACGUAUUGUCAUGGCUAAGAAAUUACUACGGGCACCCCGAGUGCGCACAAAUUAAAGCGAAGGUAUCACAUCCGCAAUUACCGGACAUUCCGAGCUACGCCGGUUAUUUCACGGUUAACAAAAACUUAGGCUCCAAUUUAUUUUUCUGGUAUUUUCCUGCGCGUGAGAGUCCAGAGACAGCUCCAGUGGUUCUGUUUGUCGAGGGUGGCCCCGGAGUGUCGUCAUUCUACAGCAUUUUCCUGCAAAAUGGUCAGGUCGAUCUCGAGUCUAACAUCUACUUCAGUAUACGCAAGAAAGCCUGGAACCGGAAGCACCACAUGCUGUACAUUGACAGUCCAGUUGGUAGCGGCUAUAGUUUUACUCAAUGGGAGGUGGGUUACCCGUCGUCGACGCAGCAUGUGGUCAAGGACCUGUGGGCAGCUGUGUACCAAUUCUUCUGGCUCUUCCCAGCUCUCAAUUCCAACAGAUUUUACGUGUUUGGUGAGUCGUACGCUGGGAAAUUGGUGCCAGCGUUAACCUGGUUGAUCCACCAGAACAAUAUCCACUUGUCGGAUGACAAUAAGAUCAAUCUGGCUGGAAUGGUGAUUGGGAAUGGCUUCAUGGACCCGGUGAACCAGCUCGAAUACAGCGAGCAUCUCUACGAGUUUGGACUCGUCAGCCAGAAAGAACGGGAUCGGCUAAGUCAGCUAGAGAAGAAAAUUCAAUAUGAGGCUCAGGCACACUUUGACUCAAAACACCCUCGAGGCACCGAGCAAGUGACUCCCCUCUUCGGAGAGUUGGACUCUCUCGUUAAAAAAUUGACUGGAUACUCCUCGAUGUUCAACCUCCUCGAUACCAAAUCUGGACGCAACAAAUGGGAGCCGUUCGAGUGGGUCCAAAAACCUGACGUACGGGGUGCCCUCCAUGUUGGCAAAAAUAAAUUCAGCGAGGUUUCCCUCAAGGUCAGGAACAAGCUCAGAUCCACUUUCAUCGAGCCUGAAAUCCACAAUCUCACCGCCGUCCUCAACAACUAUCCGGUUCUCAUCUACAAUGGGAAUCUCGAUGCCUUUUGCUCUUACACAUCCGUCGAAAGGUACCUUAAAAACCUGUUGAACUGGAGACACGUUGCUGAGUACAAAAGCGCCAAAAGAGAAUUCGGGUACGAUGAGAAUGGCAAGUUUGCUUGGUACCUCAAAAAAGCAGGCAACCUCUACGAAGUUCUUAUCAGAAACUCUGGGCAUUUGUCUAUGAUCGACCAACCGAGCUGGACUUUGGAAGUUUUGGAGAAAUUCACCUUUAAAAAGUUCUAGAAAUUAAGAGAAGCGAUUUUUUAUCAUAUUUUAUUUAUAAUAAUGUGCAUGAAAGUAGAAUUUUUUUGCAGCAUCUCCGCUUUAAUUCUCAUUGCUUAGCUGUGCGAUGCUGCAUGACGUAGUUCUCUAGAAAUAUACUAAAAAUUACUGUUUUCAAUCUAA